UCCGGCGUCGCGCAGUCAGUGCGCAGCGAGCGCUCGUGGCGUCGAGGUGUGUGAUAGCGCGUAAGCGUGCCUCCUAGCGGCCGCAUCUACUGUCGGACUACUGGCUGCGCGCCGUGUCAACGAAACGUCACACGCACUCCGGGAGCGCGUGAUUCUUCUCUGCUGCCAACCUCCUCUUUUACCACCUGUGGAUCUAGCGCAGUAAGACGACCACAACCUACCUACGAAAAACAUCCGCAUUCAGUAACACCACAUCUCCGUACUUCACUGUCGCUACUCCACUUGACGGGUCCUGUGCCAUGCUAAUGCUGUAUACUGAGUAAAGGGGCCAGCAGCUCGGCGCGUCGAGUACGACUGCUCCCGGUCCAGAUGGCUGUUUGGCACACAGGAGGCGGGCCGCUUUGACAGCGCCGUGGCCAGGAUGCGCUGGCUGUGGCUGUUGGCGGCAGCGGUGGCGGCCGCGCCUUCUCCUUCUCCCUCGCCUUCGCCUCCUCCAGAGCUGGAGGCGCAGUCUUGGCGGUGCCCGGCGGUGGGCGGCGGCGUGGCGUGCGCGUGCGACCUGCCGCACACGCUGCGGUGCGCGGGCGGCGCGGGCGCGCUGCGGGCCGUGGGCUCUGCGCUGCGGGGGCUGUCGCCGCCGCGCGCCGUGUCGCUGCUGGAGGUGUCUGCGCGCGGGCUGCCCGCGCUGGACGCGCCGCCGCUGUCGGGCGUGCUGCUGCACGGGCUGGUCGUGUCGUCGGGCGCGCUGCGGCGCGUGUCGGCGCGCGCCUUCGCCGGGCUGGCGGGCCCGCUGCAGGCGCUCGGCCUGCCCGACAACCGGCUGGACGCCGUGCCCGCCGCCGCGCUCGCCGCCCUGCCCGCGCUGCAGCGGCUCGACCUCUCGCGCAACCUGCUGCAGCGCAUCGACGACCGCGCGCUCCAGGAACUACCUGAGCUGACAUUCCUAGACGUGAGUGACAACCGGUUGACGGAGCUGUCUGCGGACGCGUUCAGCGGGCUGCCCGCGCUGCGCACGCUGCGGCUGCGCGGCAACCGGCUGCACGCGGUCAGCCACGUGCGCGGCCUGGCCGAGCUGCGCGAGCUCGACCUGUCGGCGAACGCGCUGGCGGGGCCGCUGGGCCCGCGCACGCUGCCGCGCGGGCUCGCCAAGCUGCACGCGCUCGACCUCUCGCACAACCAGCUCACCAGCGUGCGGCGGGGCGCGCUCGCAGGGCUGGAGUCGCUGCGAACGCUGUCGCUGGAGCACAACCACAUCGACGUUCUGGAGGACGAGGCGCUGGGCGCGCCGCAGCUGCAGCAGCUGGUGCUGGCGCACAACCGCAUCGUGGCCGUGUCGGGCGCGUCACUUGCGCGGCUGGGCGCGCUCACGCACCUCGACCUGGCGCACAACUUCCUGCGCGCACUCGCCGCAGACCUGGUCGCGCCACUCUCCGCGCUCCGAGAGCUACGGCUCGACGACAACGACAUCUCGAUGGUGGCUGGCGCCGCUCUCGAGCGCGCCGCACCGCUCCUCAACCGCCUCACACUCACCGACAACCCACUCAACUGCGACUGCAGCCUGUCGGAGUUCGCGUCGUGGCUGCGCAACGCGUCCGAAUCUCGGCGGCUGUCGGCGGCUGACGUGGCCACCGCCAUCUGCGCCACGCCGCCCUCGCUGGAGAACGGCGCGCUAGCCGAGGUGGCGCCCGACGACCUGGUCUGCGGCGAGGAGCUGCCGCCGGCCGACGACGAGGUCGGCGACGAGAUCGCCGACGGAGACGGCGACGAGGCGGGCGCGGGGGCGCAGCUGCAGCUGCCCGACAGCGAGGCGACGGCGGCGCUGCGGGCGUUCCGCUACGACGCGGCCGCGGACGCGGUGUGGCUGCAGUGGUCGGUGCGCGGCGCGGGCGCCUACUCGUGCCACUCGCUGGUCGUGUACGAGGAGCGCGGCGCGCGCGAGGUGCUGCUCGAGAACGUGCGCCUCGACUGCAACUCGUCGCAGGUGGGCGACCCGGCGGCGCUGCCGCUGCGGCUGGCGGGGCUGGGCCUGCAGCGCGGCCGCAGCUACCGCUACUGCCUGCUGCUGCUUCGCGGCGGCGGCGCGCACUCCGACGAGCUGCUGCUCGAGUGGGGCUGCAGCGACGCCAUCCCGCUGUCCGCCGACGGCGCGCCGGCGCGGCCGCUGCCGGAGCUCACCGCGCUGCACGCCGACGUCGCCUCCGACGGGGCCCUCACUGCCACCGCCACUCUUCUCGAGGUCCCUGUGGCUGCCCCCUGCACGUUGACCAUCGCCGUGUACCGCGGCAAGGCGCGCGAGCGCACCCAGCACGUCAACUGUUCCUACCCGGAGGCGUUGUUCCGAGGCCUGCAGCUGGACGGGACCGGCCAGCUCCGCCUGUGCGCCAGUGUCGACGCCCCGGCUCCCCAGCCCGAAGACGACACGCUGUGCGUCUCGGUGCGCCACCAGCAGGCCCAGUCGAAGCACGGCGAGCCGCCCCAGCCGGUCGGCGCCGGGGUGGUCGCGGCGUUGGCGGCCGCCAGUGCGACGGUCAUCCUGGUGGCGCUGCUGUACGUCGCCUCCCGCGUCGUCUUCGGCAGGACGCACAUGGCCGCCGCGCACCAGUACUUCCUGACGGGCCAGCAGGACGACGAGCGCCCGCCGCACUACGUCAAGCUGCAGGCCACCACCAAGCUGUGAGGCUUCUGCAGGAUGGACGAUCCACUUGUGGCGCUGCCCGAGAGUUGCUCUGCACAACUAGAAUAAAAUUUGCCAUAGGCCUUUGUCGAGAAUCUGGAUAGCGCCAAUCGCUUGUGUUCCGAAAUCUAGGUCUCACAAAUGGACGUUAUGGAUUUUCUUAGUGCUGGUUGAACUGGCACUGGCUCGUCCUUGCUUCUGCGAGAUAAAUGACUCACUGGUGGGAUUUCCCAAGCGUUCUCUGUGCAAUCAGAAUGAAAUACUCUCAACUUUCAUCGAGAAUCUACAUAGCGCCAAGACCUUAAGUUCCCAAUCGUACAUUAGACAAUGAGACCUCUUGGGCUCAGCUCUUUUCAAUUUUCUUCAUACUUAUAGCAUAUGUAUGUCACUCUCGAGACAUUAAUUUCGUAAAAUAGUACAAUACACUUCUCAAGAACACCAGAAACAAUAGACUAUGAAGACUUCCAAGCCCAUUUAAGUAUAACAAAUUUCAAAAAUAUGACAAAACCACCCAUAGCUGCACUAACCCUUUCAGACCCUCUCACUACAAUUGUGUACAUUAACGUUUGCUGUCUAUUAGCUACAAUAAAAAUAUUUUUCUCAAUAGGAACCUCAUGUACACAUUUGCGAAUGUUCAAUCUUUUCACCAUGCACAAGUCUUGCCACCUGUUGCGUGUAACUAUAAAAGUAUCAACAAUUGAAUGUGGCAGUAUGCAGCAGCUUACAACCGCCAGAAUACACGCAAGUGGUUGGUUAGUUGUAUUCCGCUGCGUAAUUCAAUAUUAUUAUUGUUAUUUUGCAUGGUAAUUAUUGAAUGAUCAGAUUAUUUAUUACAACAGUGAACAUUUCAAAAUUAAUUAUUUUAGUCCAUAAAAGAAGCCAAGGGCAGAAAGUAUGUUCUGAAUACGGAUAGAUAUUUGUGUAUAAAUCUUGCAUCUAAAGUCACCUAAGAGCAUUAGAGCACAAAGAAAAAUUUUCCUUCCUCCGGAAAAAAUUCAGGUCUGAAAGGGUCAAUGGCUUACUAAUCUUGUAACUUUGAGAUUGCUGGUUUCACCAUUAGACACAACUUAUAAUUUUUUCCUCACUUAAAUAUUUAUUGUAACAGUCUCUGUUGUAAAUAGUCGUACUUGAUAAUGGUAGUUUCUAUUACAUUUAAUGAUCAUCUUCAAGUGUAAAAAUUAAAUGAAAUAAAACAUUAAUAAAUAACUAUUCUCAUAGAUUGCAUACAGUGAAAUUAAUGGUACUUUAAAAAUUCUUAAAAUUUUGCUUGAAUAAGCACAUAAUAUAGACCGACAAUAUUUAAAAUUUAAGAUUCUCAAAAUUGUACCUGAUUAAUCACAGGAUGUGAGAAAUUAAAAUUCUGUAACAGAAAAGGAACAGCACUAAAUUAUAUUUGUGAUGACAUAUCGUGAUCACAAGCAUUUAGGUGAAUCGACUUUGCACCACACAGACCCACACUUUGUGGAUGAUGGAUAAGGGAGGGAGGAAAAUGGGAGAUAGAAGGAAAAGCACAGAUGUUGUGUGGUAUUAAAAUUUAAAAUAAAUAUUGCCCAAAAGAUGUAAGAAAAUUAAUUUAUGACUAAGGGACAAUACAGAUAAUGUGGUAAAUUUCAAGAUUAUUUAAAGCUUAAAAAUUUUCAAUUUAUGAUCUGCAGUAACAGUUGUUUAUUAUUGUUUUAUUUCAUUUUAUUUUUAGAUCUGAAGAUGACCUUUAAAUGUGAUCAAAGCUAUUUACCUAGUAUAGCUGUUUGCAACUGAGAGUGCUAUAAUAAAUAUUUUAAAAAAUUUUAACAGUUGUGGAAUCUCUUUUGACAAUCACCCAUUAUUUUCUGAAUGUAUUUAAAUUUUUAUUUAUUGUGAAAUUUAAACAUUAAUUAAUAAAUACUGAAUCAUAAAUUUACAGUAAAAUGUCAUCUUUUAUUUUUAAUUAGUAAGUGUAUGAAAAUGUGGAUGCCUUGUUGUUAAAUGAAAAUGUUGUAUACAUUAGUAACAGUGUUCUUUUAUUAUAAUUGUAUUUAUUUGUUGCCUCUAGAAACAAGAGUAUAUUAUUUUCUAUUUGAUGUUUCAGAUUUCUUUAUCAAAUUUUAAUAUAUUAUGAAUACUCACUUUUUCAUGCUGUUAGCAAUUAAAAAUAAAUAUUUUAUUAAUAUGUAUGAUUCAGUAUAUGUUAAUUAAUAUUUCCAUUUGGUAACAAAUUUAGUUACCAAAUUAAAAUAAGUUGUGUCUAAUGUGAAUCAAAGCAGCAACCACUCAAGCUGUGGACAGCUUUGUCAAGAUGUUCAAAAUUUGUUAUACUUAAUUGGGCUUAGAAAUCAAAUUUGAUUUUCUUUCAAGUGUUGUUAAGAGGUGUACUGUACUACUUUAGGAAACUGAUGUCUGGAUAUUGAACUUGAAAUCGUAUAAAAUGAAGAAAAUCAAAUAGGGUAGCGCAUUCUAAGGGGUGCCCUUGUGAAACCUAGGUUCCCACCGUCAUACAAAGGCAAGUGCCGAUGUCAUGGCCAGCAACGAAUUAUGAACUCUUGUAGGAUUCCUCCAUGGUGAAUUCAGCAGAGUCAAGACAGAAACGAUGACCUCUCAUGUAGAAAUAUUCAGCUUUAAUAAGUUCUCUUGUCUGUUUAAAACAACACACAUGUGGAACUAAUAAGCCUGUGAGUCCUUUUGUUUUGUUAACAGAGCACUCAGGUGGAACUGCCUACCAAAAAGUGAAUUUGUUGUCUUAAAAGGGAUGCCACAACACCAAACACGUUUUCAGUCUCUUAUCCGCAAUCCAUAUGAUACAAUGUGCCUUUCUCCUUCUUAAGUCCAGAAGCAAGUUCAGGAUGGCCGAGAAGAAGUUGUAUACUGCUAUAUAAAAUAAGUGCAGCUGAAAUAUCUGAUGGCCUAUUGUUUGAGGAGAUGUAUGAAGCACGUUCAGAAUUCUACCAGCGCUUCUAUAGUAUGGAUAAACAGAUUCUGAGGGAAGGUCCAAGGCAUGCAUGGUAUCCUGUCGUGAGAUACAAUAUGUAGGAUUAAGAGUGUAAAGUUCACAAAUAUGCGUGUGAUGUAAGCCAUAGAGCUACUUGGUUUACUGUAUAGAGGCCAUACCGCCAGUAGUACCUCAUGGAUGUGCAGGACGCUGUCAUCUAAAGGCGAUAUUGCACCCAUAAAGUGUUUCGCUUGCAGCAUCUCUUACCACUGGCGGUUGCCUUUGUAUUGUUGUGAUUUAUUUAUUGUUAACACGUACUAUUGCCGAGUAACUGUCAUAAGGAGGUUUAACGCUUCAGGCAGUCUCUGCUGUGCGUACUGUUUUCAGUGUAAAGAGAAAAAAGAAAGAAAGUUGUACACAUGUAACUUGCUAAUUUGUGAAUUUUGUAUAAUGACUGUGAUUUUUUUUUAAUGAGUGCAAUUGGUGAAGCCUAUAAGUUGUACAUAACAGUAAUUCUAUUGUAUAUAGUGAAGUGCUGAGAGUCUGAUGCUAAAGCAUGUUGUGUCAAGAAAUUAACCUGUGUUUUGUUACAGUGCUUUCAAACAUUUCAUCUUUCCAUAUACUACACUUGCUUCACUGUAAGUAAUGAUGAUUGUGUAAAAUGUUACAAUAUGUGAAUGUGUGUAUAAUGUGAUGUAUUUCAUGUUUUGCAAGAUGUAAGCUUUAUCUAUUUUCAUAUGUUAUACACCACAAUUAAAAUUUCUC
Schistocerca piceifrons (Central American locust) is the source of this 6344-nucleotide messenger RNA. RefSeq lists its product as uncharacterized. Bases 422 to 2677 code for a protein of 751 amino acids. Lineage: Eukaryota; Metazoa; Arthropoda; Insecta; Orthoptera; Acrididae. The transcript is spliced from 9 exons. The record is from RefSeq and is a predicted model, not a curated record. Gene Ontology annotation, molecular function: protein binding.